Molecule: messenger RNA, 1099 nt
Organism: Calliphora vicina (urban bluebottle blowfly)
Lineage: Eukaryota; Metazoa; Arthropoda; Insecta; Diptera; Calliphoridae
Gene: Timp
Product: Tissue inhibitor of metalloproteases
Exons: 5
Coding region: 184-816 (210 amino acids)
Biological process (GO): negative regulation of endopeptidase activity; negative regulation of membrane protein ectodomain proteolysis
Cellular component (GO): extracellular matrix
Molecular function (GO): protease binding; metalloendopeptidase inhibitor activity
Source: RefSeq, a predicted model, not a curated record
GAUUGUCUGCCAAUAAAUAAAUAAAUGAAUUUUGUUGUAUGGAUUUAAAUUGAAUUAAGAGUGAUUUAAAAAUAAACUAAAGAACAAAAAAAAUUAAAAAAUAAAAAAAGAGAAUAUCAAUAUUUAAAACAACAAUCGAAAACUAUUAAUUUUGUUUGAUUGGGUUUCCGACAUUUUUCCAUUAUGCAUGCCACAAAAUAUUUAAGCUUUUUAACACUGGCCUGUCUGGCCGUGUUGGCAUUUUAUUCUACACCAACAAUGGCAUGCUCCUGCAUGCAAAGUCAUCCACAGACCAGCUAUUGUAGGGCAGAUUAUGUUGUCGUUGUACGUGUCCUGCGCAAAUCUACACGUUUGGUUAAAAAUCUAGCCGCCUAUAAAGUGGAAAUAAAAAAAUCCUACAAGAUGACACCCGAAGGUCAUAAAACAUUGAGACAUGGUCGUCUGCUUACACCGCUCGAGGACAGCAUGUGUGGUGUCAAUUUGCAAUUGGGUAAAUUGUAUGUGAUUGCCGGUCAGGGAGCCCAAUUGAAUUUGUGCAAUUAUGUCAAAGAGUAUCAGAAGAUGAGCAUUAUAGAGAGGAAAGGUUUCUCGGGAGUCUAUCGCAAGGCAUGUGGUUGUGAGGUUAGAACUUGUUUUGGCAAUAGCUGCUUGGUUCAUACCGAAACUGCCACCGGUUGCAAAUGGUCACCGUUUGCCAAGUGUGAAACUGAAUUCAGUGCUUGUAUGCCCUCAACAUAUCAAACACCCGAAGGACCCAUCCGACAGUGCCGUUGGAGAAGAACGCCUCUGUAUGAGGAGUGCAUGUCAAAUCCAUGAACAUGCUGAGUAAAAAUGUAUCUGUCAUAUUCAAAUACUAUUUUUUUGUGUAAAUUUGCUCGGUUUUCUUUUUUAAUUUGUAUUUAAUUUAUGUUUAUUGUAAGUUAAGUUAUAUGUAUGUACUGUUAAUGUAGUUUUUAAGUUAAAUAUUUUUUUUUAUUAUUAUUUUUUUUGUUUUCAAUUACAUUUUUAAAUAUUAUACGAUUUAACCCCAUUGGGGCUAUUUAUUAUUCAAAGAAGCAUCAUUUGAAAUUUAAAUAAAGAUAUGAAUAAAAAUUUAAAA